Oncorhynchus masou masou (cherry salmon) is the source of this 3021-nucleotide messenger RNA. RefSeq names its product peptidyl-prolyl cis-trans isomerase FKBP1A-like. Gene Ontology annotation, biological process: protein peptidyl-prolyl isomerization. NCBI's taxonomy places the organism in Eukaryota, Metazoa, Chordata, Actinopteri, Salmoniformes, Salmonidae. The record is from RefSeq and is a predicted model, not a curated record. Bases 128 to 454 code for a protein of 108 amino acids. Gene Ontology annotation, cellular component: sarcoplasmic reticulum membrane; cytoplasm. The transcript has 5 exons. Gene Ontology annotation, molecular function: peptidyl-prolyl cis-trans isomerase activity.
GAGUUGGCAUCGCUGGUCACGCCGCUGCACGGAGACAGUUAUGAACAGCAACUGAAGUACCAUAUUGCGGGAGGCGAGUGACAGGGUGUACAAUUAUCUCUAAGGUCCCUCAGGGUGUAUCGAACAAAUGGGAGUCGAAAUUGAGACAAUAACCCCUGGCGAUGGGAGGACUUUCCCUAAAAAAGGACAGACGUGUGUCGUGCAUUAUGUUGGCUCACUGACGGAUGGACGCAAGUUUGACUCAUCCCGUGACAGUGACAAGCCCUUUAGGUUUAAAAUAGGAAAACAAGAAGUGAUCCGUGGCUGGGACGAGGGAGUCGUGCAGAUGAGUGUCGGUCAGAGAGCCAGGCUGACCUGCUCGCCUGACUUUGCUUACGGGGCGAAGGGUCACCCGGGGAUCAUCCCACCCAACGCCACCCUCCUCUUUGAUGUUGAGCUACUAAGCCUUGAAUGAAGCAUCCCCACUACCUAUUUUCUUUAUUUAAAAAUAUUGUCACUUCCAACCUUGGAAACAUAUAGAGAAGAUAGGAGAGUCUACACUUGAUUCUAUAAGAGGCUUGAGUCUAUAGUUCCAACACUUUGGUCAAUAUUUUAUCCAUGUAUACAAAAUCAGUGUUUUUGUCAGUAGCUAGGUUUCCAUCCAAUUGGUGACAGAUUUUCAUGCGAAUAUUCUAAAAUCUAGAUUUACUCACCAGAGAUGCGUGAUGACAUAGUACACAUAAUUACUGUUGCAGCUAAUUUCCCAUAUACCAAUUUUUUUUAAAGAAAAAAAUGGGUUUCCAUGCAUUUUUAACUCUAAUUAUGUUUUUUUCCACAAAUGUUGCAGUAUAGUAAAUGUGCCCACUCUGGUAUUGGCACAUGUGCUCUAGCCAACAGUUUACAGAUACAGUGUGGGUAUAGCCUACAAAAGAGCUAGAUUAUAUGUAUAUAUUUUUCAAACGGCAGCCAAGCAUCGAUCAUAAUGUCACCAGAAUUAAACCCUCAAUAUUUAUCAAGCUAAUCACCGUGCACUUUCACCACCCUGUGAAGUUCAUUAUAACUGGUUUUAUUUGUAGCCUAAUAAACUGCAUGCUUUCCCGAGUUGUAGUGGGAGGACCACGCAACAUAUCAUCACGUGACUUCGAGAUGAUAGUUAUCAAUAUUUGCGCAUAAAAGCAAUUCCAUUGCCAUUUCUCGCAUAAUACAUUUUACUGACACAUAAAGAUCCCACCUUGUGUAGCGUAUUUUGUUUUGUCGACAUUUGGAAAGUUCACAGAAAAAUGUACUGUUUCCACCAGGCCUGUGACAUUUUCUAACCAACAUAAAAAGGUUGGAUGGAAACCUUGUUACUCAGUUAUUUUUUUCUUUCAAUUCACCCUCUUAAACACCUAUGAGCCAUAACCUUAAAAAUCUUGAUGUUCUUAUUCUUGAAUUUUUGAAUUGUGCUUUACUUUUCUUUGUUUCUCAAAUUAUUGGUUGUGCAUGGUUAUGAGUAAUACAAAAUACCAAUGAAAUAUUAGCAGCGACAUUCAUCUGUUUGUAAGAGUACCUAUUACUAACAUGGAGGACUGGUGCUUGAGUAAAUCUUAAAGGGGAAAAUGCACUUAAACAAUCUUUUGGUAAUUAUUUUUUUAGUCCAUUGUUGAUUCAGUCCCAAAAAUGUUUUGCACGUCAAGUUUCAAGAUAUUGGACUUUCAAGAAACAAAGUGUCACCGGCCAUAUCAUGAUUAUGAAAAUGCUUAGAUUUGUUUUUGAGUGGAUUUUCUCUUUUUUUUAACUGAGGAACAAAAUGAAAAGAAUAUGAAAAGCACAUAUUUGCAUCCACACCUCUCCCAGCUGAAAGUAGAACAAAUAUUAAUUGAUUUGGUUUAGUGUAAUGUUGAGUGGCAUAAGUGUAGUAAAAUAUUGAGUUGUGGGAUACCUAAAAUAAGAACUUUGUUUGAUACGUAAUUUAUCCAGACCUUUCAUAGUGAUUCUUUCAUUUUGAUUGUUAAUUUUAUUAGGAGCUAGUGAGCAUUCUGCACAGGGGAAGUAGUACAGUAGACAAUUCUUGUAUCCUAUGUGUGCAUCUCUUUACCAGACACACAACCACAAACUAGCCCGGUCUACAUGUUAAUAAUAUCCUGAUCUAUAGGUGUUAAUGCCUUGCAUUUGAAUCACUUUUUCUUUCCAAGUCAAAUCUUUAACCCCACUGAGAGCUUUAAACAUAUUAGUGCAAAGAUGGGGGCACUGUAUUGAUCCAGUUCUCGGGCGCGCCAUAACAUGUAAUUAGAUGGUUAUCAUCUACAACAUUGCAGAUGUCAUCUGGAGGCUUGAAUACUGAGUCAGCGAGGCAAGGUAAAAUAUCACAAAUAGAGCUAGAUAAAGGCAGAAAAAUGAUAUACUUCUUAAUCUUAAACAGCUAUAACCAUCAGUCUUGUGUUUUUUUCAUGGUCAUCACUCACUCGCUGUUAAGUUUUCCAAGGUCCCGACAUCGGCAUUAGCUGUUCUGCUAGGUUUUUUUUUUAUACGUCGGGAAAGUGACCUUUGAUGGUCAACAGAAAAUGGCUAUGUAGUAUACUCUCAUUAGUUGGAGUAGUGAUUAUGCUUUUCUUAGAAGUGAAAUGCCUGAAUUUUGGGGUUGUGGAAUCGAUUGUCACCUCCCCCACCUUAUUUUGUUUCACAAAUUGCCAUUAUAUUUUUCCGGUGCCAACUUAAUUGCCAACUUAAUUGGCAUCUGAAUACUGUACCUGUAAUGUAAAGUAAUGUAAAAUAAUUAUUUUGUCAGUGUCAUUAGUAAGACUGACCACACUGCCUAAAUGAAAUGCUGUGUUGUUGUAGUCUGGUGAUAGAGGCAUCCAUGUUUUGUAUCACAUUAAAUAAAGCAUGUUGAAAUAAUGUUAAUUUUAUCAUUCAGAAAGCACUUUUUCAGAUGCUGGCCAUCAUUGUUCUUAAUGUUACAGCUUUCUAGGUGUGUGGCACAAAUGGUCCUCCUAUGUAUUGUCUAUUUGUGUGCCGAGUUACAUACGCAGGCAAAACCAAUGAUGAAAUAAAAAAAAUGUG